UUACAAACUUUGGAAUUAGAGAUAAUAUAUGAGGUAAUUCAGCAUCACGUGCAUAUCCUUAAUAUUGGCUUUUUCCCAUUUAAGGAUUAAUUUCCAUGCACCUGAUAUGCUCUUCACAAAUCUAGACAUUCAUCUGCCACUAUUGUUUGCCUUCCAUACGCGUGCACACCAUGCAAUUGUCCUCUUCUACCAUGUCUCUCACUUUCACUCUUUAAUCUUUAUAUAUAUAUAUAUAUAAUUAAUUAAUUAAUUAGUAAUUAAAGUCCAAUUAAACCUUAGACGCUCAAAGCGAUGGUCAUCUCCAAGUUCUUGCUCGCUUCCCUCUUCAUCUCUCUCUUCGUUCUUCAGCUCGCCAAAGCUACUCAAACGCAGGAAAACACAAAUCUAAAUGCGAGUCCUAUACCGAAAAUUGACUGUGGUAGCGCCUGUAGUAAUAGGUGCCGGUUAGCUUCGAGACAAAGGUUAUGCCAUAGGGCAUGUGGGACUUGCUGUGCACGCUGCAACUGUGUUCCGCCGGGAACUUCCGGCAACCAUGAGGUCUGCCCCUGCUACGCUAGCUUGACUACUCACGGUGGUCGGCGCAAGUGUCCUUGAACCUAAACCCCUCUUUCUACCUGUAUAAACAAUGUGUAAUAGUGAAAGAAAUAAAUCAAGUUUGGAAGCCAGCCAGAAGAUAAUUAAGCCACUGUAUCAAAGAAGCUAAUUAAGCCAGAAAAACGUAUCUUAAUAAAUAAUUAAGUAGAGAUGUAAACUUAAAAGCAA
This is a messenger RNA of Jatropha curcas, 762 nucleotides long. RefSeq names its product gibberellin-regulated protein 1. The record is from RefSeq and is a predicted model, not a curated record. Lineage: Eukaryota; Viridiplantae; Streptophyta; Magnoliopsida; Malpighiales; Euphorbiaceae.